AUAAAAAUGCCAAAUCCAGUCUAAACAUCUGGCUGACUGUGCGACCAACUGUAAUAAUAAUAAUCAACCUUCCCACCAGGCAUUCAAGCCUCAUUUAAGCCCCUGUUAUUCCUCAAACAGUUUUUUAGCUGUCACAAAGUUCCGGGUGGGAUUUAAACUUUGCUCUCUUGCAGGCUGCUUCCAGUGUAUGCGAGGAAUUCCUGCAGCAAGACCAAGGGAGAGAUGUCGUCAUGGUGGCUGAUCCGCCUUUUGGAGGCUUGGUUGAAGCGUUGGCUUCUAGUUUCCAAAAGGUGAUUGCGAUGUGGAGCCCAGCAAGAGGUGCAGAUUCUGCCAGCAAAGAGCUACCUAUCCUUUGGAUAUUUCCGUAUUUUUUUGAAUCACGCAUUCUUGAAUUUUUUCCAAGUUUCACUAUGUUGGAUUAUCAGGUUGAUUAUGACAAUCAUGCCCUAUAUAAGCAUGGGAAAAGAGGCCGUAAACAAUCGCCAGUUCGUAUUUUUACUAAUCUGUCCCCGUGUUCAAUAGUGCUUCCUGCAGAAGAGGGAUACAGGUUUUGCUCUGCCUGUCAGCGAUAUGUCAGCUCCGAGAACCAGCACUGUGACAUCUGCAAUUCAUGUACUUCAAAAGAUGGCAGACGUUGGACUCACUGUGACCUUUGCAAAAAAUGUGUAAAACCCUCUUGGAUUCACUGUAGCAUCUGUGAUCGCUGUGCUCUUCCCAGUCACCCAUGUAAAGAAGCUCAUUCUGGGUGCUUUAUUUGUGGAGAAACCAACCACAAACGUACCAUGUGUCCAAAUCGGCAGAGGAUCCGCAGAGUGGACCAGGAGAGCAAGAGGGAAAAACAGAAAAAGAAGAAAUUAAAGGGGGUUGUUAUGAAAAUAACAUGUGGAAAAAAGGCAAAAGCUGCAAGAAAAAGAAAAAACAAGAAAUAGAAAAAACAUUUCAGUACUUAUAACAUUCUUUUAUUUGUAAUUGGCCCAUUACUAAUCUGGGUAUUAAAAAUAUCACUGGAUUCACAGAAAAAGGCAACUAGAUUUAGAUUCUUAGAAACAGCCAAGUUCAUCUUUGUGCCCAUAUUUGAAAAAUCAGCCAAGGUGUAUAAAUGAUUCAGUAACUUCAGCUUUGUUGUUAAAGUGAUGUAAUCGUUUAUAAAUAUGAGUGUAUAUAUUUACAAAAUAAAAAUAAAAUCUGGGAUUAAGU
Messenger RNA from Python bivittatus (Burmese python), 1197 nucleotides. The record is from RefSeq and is a predicted model, not a curated record. NCBI's taxonomy places the organism in Eukaryota, Metazoa, Chordata, Lepidosauria, Squamata, Pythonidae.